AAAAUAAUUAAAAAAAAAAGCGAUUUGUUUAGUAAAGUUUAUUUUAAAAAAAUAAUGAAUCUUGUAACGUGUGAGGGCUCUUGUCUUGUAAAUUUCUAGGGCAUUCUCUUGCAGAUUUCUUCUCCUUCCGGCCUUAAGCGAUGGAAUUACCCCCAAAAGUGAAAAACAUAUUGCUUUUGGAUUCUGAAGGAAAGCGUGUUGCGGUUAAGUACUACUCAGAUGACUGGCCAACAAAUACAGCAAAGGAAGCCUUCGAAAAAGCUGUGUUCACAAAGACUCAGAAAACAAGUGCCCGGACUGAAGUAGAAGUAACGGAACUAGAAAACAACAUUAUUGUGUACAAGUUUGCGCAAGAUCUCCAUUUCUUUGUUACUGGCGGUCAAGAGGAAAAUGAGCUUAUCUUAGCUAGUGUGCUUCAGGGACUCUUCGAUGCAGUGACCCUUCUCCUUAGAGGCAAUGUUGAUAAGAGAGAGGCACUGGACAACCUAGAUCUCAUCUUUCUAUGCUUUGAUGAAAUUAUCGACGGCGGUAUUGUUCUAGAGACAGACGCAACUGUGAUCGCAGGAAAAGUAGGGAUUGGAAGCACUGACCCUAACGCACCUCUAUCCGAGCAGACGAUAAGUCAGGCACUCGCGACAGCAAGAGAGCAUUUUACAAGGUCACUUCUGAAAUGAUAUGGGUGUUGCUGUUCGAUCUGUUAUAUCAUAUCGGUUCAUAUAGAUUGUUGUCGUCGUCGUCAUCGUCUCAAUAUAUAAUGAAACAGAUGUGCGUUUUGUCUCUUGUGGUUGCGUGAUUUGGAAAAUAGAAGUUACAAUUUGGACUUUGGACUUUUAUAAGAUAGUUACAGCUCUAAAGGCCUGAUGGCCAAACCAUUCUCUGGUGGUUUCUUCACUCUUUUUCACAAAGAGUUUGACUAAAUGUAUCUUUCGUUCUAUA
Molecule: messenger RNA, 936 nt
Organism: Camelina sativa (false flax)
Lineage: Eukaryota; Viridiplantae; Streptophyta; Magnoliopsida; Brassicales; Brassicaceae
Product: coatomer subunit zeta-1
Biological process (GO): intracellular protein transport; intra-Golgi vesicle-mediated transport; retrograde vesicle-mediated transport, Golgi to endoplasmic reticulum
Cellular component (GO): COPI vesicle coat
Source: RefSeq, a predicted model, not a curated record